Heteronotia binoei (common prickly gecko) is the source of this 2709-nucleotide messenger RNA. It is a transcript of the gene SIX5, whose product is annotated as SIX homeobox 5. Gene Ontology annotation, molecular function: DNA-binding transcription factor activity, RNA polymerase II-specific; RNA polymerase II cis-regulatory region sequence-specific DNA binding. Gene Ontology annotation, biological process: regulation of transcription by RNA polymerase II. The record is from RefSeq and is a predicted model, not a curated record. Gene Ontology annotation, cellular component: transcription regulator complex; nucleus. The transcript has 3 exons. Bases 6 to 2687 code for a protein of 893 amino acids. Lineage: Eukaryota; Metazoa; Chordata; Lepidosauria; Squamata; Gekkonidae.
CGAAGAUGGCCUCCUUCCCUGCGGAGCCCGCCGAGGCGCCGGGCCGGAGAGAGGCCGCGGAGGCCGAGGGAGGCGAGGCGCGUAAACUUGGGCAAACUUUGGCGCCCGCCCCUCGGGCGCAGGCUCCUCCCGGCGGCGGGGGAAGCGAGGCGGCUUCUUCUCCUGCCUCUCCCCCGGCGGCGGCGGCGCCCCGCUUCUCCCCGGAGCAGGUCUCGUGCGUGUGCGAGGCGCUGCUGCAGGCGGGCGACCCGGGCCGCCUGGGCCGCUUCCUGGGCUCGCUGCCGGCCGAGGAGGCGCGGCGCUUGGAGGCGCAGGCGGGGCCGGCGGGCGAGAGCCUGGCCAAGGCGCGGGCGCUGCUGGCCUUCCAGCGGGGGGACUUCGGCGAGCUCUACCGGCUGGUGCAGAGCCGGCCCUUCGGCGCGCCCCACCACCCCUUCCUGCAGGACCUCUACCUGCGCGCCCGCUACCGGGAGGCCGAGGCGGCGCGGGGCCGGCCCCUGGGCGCCGUCGACAAGUACCGCCUGCGCAAGAAGUUCCCGCUGCCCGCCACCAUCUGGGACGGCGAGGAGACCGUCUACUGCUUCAAGCGCCGCUCGCGGGCCGCCCUGCGCGACUCCUACGGCCGCAGCCGCUACCCCAGCCCCGAGCAGAAGCGCCGCCUGGCCCGCGACACCGGCCUCUCGCUCACCCAGGUCAGCAACUGGUUCAAGAACCGGCGCCAGAGGGACCGCAGCGGCAACGGGGGCGGCGGCCCGGGAGGCGGCGGCGGCACGCCCAGCAAGAGUGAAUCUGACGGGAAUCCCAGCACCGAGGAUGAGUCCAGCCAUGGCCCUGAGGAAACCGAAGCAGCCAUGGGGAUUCCGGCCAUGCCUGAAGGGGUUCCUGCCUCCAGCAGCCUCUUCCUGCCCGCCACCUGUUCCAGUGCCUCUUCCAUCCUUCUGAACGGCAACUUCAUCACAGCCAGCUCCCCAACCAUGCUUCUCAAUGGAGGAUCAGUGAUCCAGACUCCCAGUGGAGGUGUGAUCCUGAAUGGGUUGGCUCUGGGAGAUAACCAAACCAUCACCCUUAGCCCCGUGGCGGCACCUAGUCCACCUGUCCUCCUGAACGGUUCUGCUACGUUGCUGAGCGGCAAAAGCCCAGCGACCAACAGCCAGGAGGUGCCCAGGGCUCCACAGGAAUCCCUUUCCUCGGCCACCGUCAUCCUCAGCCCUGCAGCUCUUCCGGGGGAGGUGAAGUCCGAAGCGGACGAGGCGCUGGCUUUCGGUGUGGAAGUGAAGUCCGAGGAUAGGCCAGUGGCUGCCCCGCCUCUUCUGUCUCUCCCAGAAGCCUCCGCGCUCCUGUCUGACCAAAAGGGUGCCUUGCUGACCGCUGUUCCAAUGUCUCAAGUUGUCCCAUCGAAUGAAGAUGCCCCUGCAGCCGCUCAGGUGCCCCCGGCAGCUCAGCCGGCCUCUACAUCCAGCCCCCAGAUUGUUCCUCUUGCUAAACUAAUCCCUGGCGCUCAAGCCCUGUCCAGCUCCCAGGUGACAGUGGCAACAGCUGGUGGGCAGGUUGCUUUGCCGACGCCGCCUCCAGCAACCGUAGCUACAUCCCUCCUUUCCAUUCCGGGCUCCUCUCCAGCCCAGGCUGCGGUCCUCCACGUUCCUACUCCAUCUCUGCUCCCCCUCGCCCAAGUUUCGCCCCCCUCCCAGGUUGUGCCUUUGUCCCAGCCCGUUUCAGGCUCCCAAGUGCUGUCCCCGUCCCAAAUGGUGCCCGUGUCCCCCACGCAGAUUUACACAGUGCCCCAGGGGGGCUCCACCCCUCAGCUUGUCUCCCUCCCCCAGGUGGCCCAGGGAUCCCAGAUUAUUUCUCUCCCCCAAGUGGUGCCCACCUCCCAAGUCGUGACGCUGCAGCAGGGCAUGGGCAGCCCCAUCCAGAUCCUGACCAGCGCUGCCCCCAUCAAAAUGGGGCCUGUGGCCGGCACGCCGCAGGCACCGACGUCAUGUGGAAACCUCAGCCAUAGUAAUGUGCAUCUCAUAAACACCAACGUAAGCAUGACAGCACUUCAACUUCCAGGCACUACACCAGGGAACAUCCUCUUGACAAACCCGGUUACCGGCAGCAGCACCAUUGUCACGGGCAUGGCUUUGCAGCAGGGCAAACUCAUCCUGACGGCCACCUUUCCCGCCAGCAUGUUGAUGGCACCCAUCCUGUCCGGACCGGCAGCCCCAGCUGUGGCCCUUCCCAUCAAGCAGGAAGCGGCCGUGACACCAUCGUCGGCCGCUCUGGAAGACAACGAAACCGGCAACAUGCUGCUUCCUGGGAUCAGCCCUGUCCUGCCUUCUGCCGUCCCCUCGCUUUCAUCCUCGGACAGCCCCGGGUCACCGGAAUUGGCGUUCGGCACAGACUCUGGCCAGACUAACCUCCUUUCGAGCUUCUCCCAGUCCAACAGCCUGACGAUGUCCCAGCAGCAGGUGGUUUGGUCCAGCCCGGUCAGCAUGGACCUCCAAGGGCCCAGCUCAGAGGGGCUAUUUGAGAUGGACAAGGGUCCCAUGGAGGAACAGAGCGGCCUGCUUCGGCUCCCGGAGGGAGAGGGCCUCUUGCUGGAUGCCUCUGGCGGUGACCCCAUGGAUCCUGAGGCCCUCGACUCUGACGAGAAGGUACUGACCCAGCUGCAGUCAGUUCCAGUGGAAGAGCCUCUGGACUUGUAGAAAUGGGUUGACUCCAGCAAAG